Trematomus bernacchii (emerald rockcod) is the source of this 1055-nucleotide messenger RNA. It is a transcript of the gene prdx5, whose product is annotated as peroxiredoxin 5. The record is from RefSeq and is a predicted model, not a curated record. The coding region runs from base 224 to 796 and encodes 190 amino acids. NCBI's taxonomy places the organism in Eukaryota, Metazoa, Chordata, Actinopteri, Perciformes, Nototheniidae. Gene Ontology annotation, biological process: cellular response to oxidative stress; cell redox homeostasis; hydrogen peroxide catabolic process. Gene Ontology annotation, cellular component: cytoplasm; mitochondrion; peroxisome. The transcript is spliced from 6 exons. Gene Ontology annotation, molecular function: thioredoxin peroxidase activity.
AGCUAGCAGAUGGCCCAUGUAAAUACAGGUUUAACAGGCCCAAAUCUGGAAGCUAGGUUAAAUCCCAACAGCCAAAGUCAAUGUGGGACACUGCUGUAGGUUAACGGUGUGGUAAGGUUGAGUGACAGGUAGCUUGAGGUGUGUCUGUCGGACAGAAGGAACGCAGCACAGGAACACCAUACAGGAAACUACUAAAGGCUAGCUGGUUAAAUAGCGAGCCGUAAUGCUUUCCAUCACGCGCACUAUCACCAAGAGCACCCGUGUCCUCCAGUGCGUCAAGCUGUUACACACUUCUCCGGUUGUCAAAAUGCCGAUUCAGGUUGGUGAAUCUCUCCCUGCAGUGGAGGUCCAGGAGGGGGAGCCAGGGAAUAAGGUUUCUAUGGAUCAGCUCUUCAAGGGGAAGAAAGGAGUCCUCUUUGCUGUACCUGGAGCUUUUACCCCUGGUUGUUCCAAGACUCACCUUCCAGGUUUUGUGGAGCAGGCUGCGGACCUGAAGAGUAAAGGUAUGCAGGAGGUCGCUUGCAUCUCUGUCAAUGACGCAUUCGUCAUGGCUGCCUGGGGAAAGGAGCACGGAGCAGAUGGCAAGAUUCGAAUGCUGGCUGAUCCUACCGGAGCUUUUACAAAGGCGGUUGAUCUGCUGCUUGACAGUGAUCAGAUUGUUCAGGCACUUGGGAACAAGCGAUCCAAGAGAUAUGCUAUGGUGGUGGAAGAUGGAGUUGUGAAGAAGAUCAAUGUGGAGCCUGACGGCACUGGGCUGACCUGCAGCUUGGCUUCUAAUGUUCUGUCUGAACUGUAGGCAUAUUUAGAGAGUAUUAAACCAAACUGCAAACACUCAGUUACUGUUAAAGUUGCACUAACCAAACCAAGUUCUACCCUGCUCACGCCUCUUCCUUUCCCCCAAAAUUGGAUGCAAAAGUAACUUGGAUGCUAAUGUGAAGAGCUGGAAGGCAUUUAACGCGCACAACUAUGAAAUUAUUAAUCAAUCCAAAGGAACUAGUGUUAUCCUCUGUCUCCUGAUAACCUGUAAGAAAAUAAAAGUCAACCGUAAAGCAAUA